AGUUUGCGUAUGGCGAAGCGCGAAGCCGCAGACGAGCCAAGAGCCGGACCAGGCCAGUCACAAGUUGCAACGGAGGGCAAGCGGAGGAGCUCUGCGGAGGAGGAGCAACGCCGGCAACGCACGCUAGCCGGUCUUGGAGCCGUCGUCGCCGUGGUCAGUCAGUCGGUACGGUGGGCUCGUAAACAAAGAGCAAGUGCGACGUUCACGGAAAUUACUGAACAGCGGAACUCAUAGCAAACGCGCGAGGUCAUUUCGUCAGCGUUGUGAUGCCAGUAUUUCCCUCCAUACUGUCGUCGAAGUGUAUGAAAUGCUUACCUCUCUUCAUCCGAGGGACCGUCGUCAAGGGAUUCGGCCGAGGGAGCAAGCAGCUAGGAAUCCCCACAGCCAACUUCUCGCACGACCUGGUCUCCAAAUUGCCCGAAGAGCUAGACUGCGGAGUGUACUACGGUUGGGCGGCCAUCAACGAUGGGCCGGUCAACAAAAUGGUCAUGAGUGUUGGCUGGAACCCUUACUACAAGAACGAGAAGAAGUCUGUGGAGACACACAUCAUGGCCCGGUUCCCUGAGGAUUUCUACGGGGCCAUGCUGCGGAUUGUCGUGCUAGGCUACCUCCGUCCAGAGAAGAACUUCAACUCUGUUGAGGAACUUGUGACCGCCAUUGAAACCGACAUCCGGGAUGCAGACCAAAACCUUGACAGGGAAGAGAUGCUGCGCUACAAGACCAACGACUUCUUCACCGCCAAGCCGGUCGACGAGGCUGACGCCGUAAUCCGUGCAGUAUGACAUUAGGCUGCAUAGAGGAGGCAAUUUUACACAAAGCAGAUUCAGUCACUUAAGUUAUUUUUCCACACCCUCACACUUCACCACUUUGGAAGCAUUCCUCCAAUGUUUAGGAAGUGGUCCAAAUGCCUUCCCGGCUGACUGGGACAGUUUAGGUUUCCUAGCAGCCCGCCGUUAAGAUAUGUCUCAAUGUAGCAGUUCUGCCCUGUCCAUACGUAUGAAAACUGUGGAGGAAGACUGUGCUGGUUAGGAAAACUGCACCGUCGCUUUCCACUGGGACACGUCCACAGUGUUUUAGUGGCACCUGGUGUCGCACUGAGUCAGGUCGCAAUGUCCUGUACUUUGUUUGACCGCAAGUAUGUGCAAAGCCACAAAGGCAGGCUGCAUACUUCAAGCUUGCCUGCUGUUUGCACUCGCGGUAAAAUGAAGUAGACUAUAGUCGGCAUUUGUUCGUGCUACUCGUAACAGGCGUGAAGAAACUUUAGGACUGAGAUUUCCUCCAAAUCGAAGUGUGCCUCAGUCAGCCAGGUGCUUUGAAGAUUGUGUGGUCCGUCAGAGCCGUGUGUUUGAAAGGCAGCUGUGAUAUGGUAGUAGUUUUCUGCCUGUGCACUAUAGUAGUGUCAGUUUAAGAUAAAGGCCUUUCCAUUUUGCACCUCAAAUGCCUGUAUUAGUGUGGCAAGUUUCCCACAACUUUGCUUUCCUGUAAAAAAAAAAAGAAAUGGUUUUGGUGAGUUUGUAACACUCGUACAGGUGCUUCAGGUACUCUAAGAAAAUAAGAUCACUCAAAUAGCGAAGGUAUGAAUAGAAAACAAAUUUGCUGCCGUAUUGGUUCUUUUUAUCACCAUAGUAAAAUAAAGUGGUGAGCAUUUAAUACUGGCUCAGGCACAUAAAUUACUGAUGUAAAAUUUGCUUUAUGAAUUGACUUUACUUAUAAUAGAGGGGUUCUGCUGCACCAACAUUUUGUUGUACGAGUGUUUAUUCCCAAUGCAUCUGCAUGUCUCGACUUGUCUGCCAUGAGGCUGUGCACCAUGCUUUGGCCACUGUUUGAGGAGUUGCAGCAGUUUCGUCAACUCCAGACAAUGACAGAAGAGCAUUACAAAAUCUUUCUAGGAGGCUGCAAAGUAGGACCUGCAGAUGAAUUGCUAGUGCGUCAUGGAGGGAUGUCAUUUCAUUAAUAUGGGCCCAGUGAUUCGUAUAUCUAGUGUUACACAAAGCACCUGUAUCGUUUUUAUCACCUUCUGGUUGUGGAGCAUGUCUUUUUAUUUUCUGGCAUUUAUUGCGCAUUUGUUCCUUUGGUCUGUGAAGUCUCGUUGUACGUACUGUUUUUAUGAAUUUGCAUUUAGGAGAUACCGAGAUCUGAUCCAGUCACAUACCAUACCAGUUACGUUUUUAAUUGGAUUGCACGGGUUUUUAAUUGGAUUGCAAAAUAAAGCAAAUUGUGGCAUUCUC
Molecule: messenger RNA, 2228 nt
Organism: Ixodes scapularis (black-legged tick)
Lineage: Eukaryota; Metazoa; Arthropoda; Arachnida; Ixodida; Ixodidae
Gene: Rfk
Product: riboflavin kinase
Exons: 4
Coding region: 267-782 (171 amino acids)
Biological process (GO): riboflavin biosynthetic process; FMN biosynthetic process
Cellular component (GO): mitochondrion
Molecular function (GO): riboflavin kinase activity
Source: RefSeq, a predicted model, not a curated record